GUCAGCUGCAAUGCCAGCAGAGGCUGGCUCCUUGGACAGGGCAGUCAUUCUUUCCUUAGAGCUGCUGCCUGUGUGGGAGAUGGGAAGACCGUGACUGGUGUGGUGGGUGGACCUUGGGGCGGAGGAGGAAGACGUGGAGCACACACUGGGACAUUCAUAAAUAGUCACCCAUGGAUGAUGCCUCCAGGACAGAGCUCAUCCAAGGGGUGGAUGCUGCUGGCUCCACCACUUCCAGGGUGGCCAUGUGCGUAGGGACAUGCAGCCGGAUCGUGGGUCCCUGCCUGCUGGUGCUGGGCACGCUCUCCAUGGCAGCCAACACGCUCCUGCUCUUCCCUGGAGGGGCAUCGAAGUACCUGGUGGAGGGGCACAUCAGCAAACAUGCCAAGGCCAUGCCGGGUGUCUGGGGAGGCGGCAUCACCGUGCUGCUGGCAGCGACCCACAUCACGGCGGUUGGGUGGCGAUGUGCCGGCUGCUCCGACUGUGGCACCCGUCGCAAUGCUUUCAUCUCCGCUGUGCUCUCCAAGCUGGCGCUGAUGGGCGCUGCUGCCUGCUUCAUCUUCUCUGGGGUGGGUUUGACCAAUGGACCCCUCUGCUUCUACAACACCUCCGAGCAUGGCCACAGGCAUGGCACCGUCUGGGGUUACCCCUUCCUGGACACUGGCGUCCAGGAGCCGGAUGCCAGGACAGAGAACUACCUAUAUGAUCGUCGCACCUGGAGCACCUGCCUGGAGCCAGAGGGCAUCGUGGCCUGGAACGUUGUCUUCUUCUCCCUCCUGCUGCUCAUCAGUGCUGCUGAGAUGGUACUGGCAUCCUUCCAGAUCCUCAAUGGCUGCCUUGGCUGCCUCUGUGGCUUUUGUGAUGGGAAGAAGAGUCCCCCAUGAGGAACAGACACCCCAGUCUGCAUGAGGUUGGCAUGCAAAGGGCUGCCCCUGUGCAGAGCCCUCUGCCUGCACGAUACCCCUUCCUCCUCCCUGGGGGUGCCGAUGGGGCUGGCAGUCAUGUGGGGGUGUAAACCAGCCCAGUGAGCGAUGGAGGUGAGGACCUGGCCCCUGGCAUCCUGGCAGGAGCCCAAUGGCUUCCCCAGCCGCUCGUCAUCAGCCUCCACUCACCUCAGUGCAAAAUGGGACACGGUGGUGUUUGCAGUGGUAAGAGCUGGAGCAUUAACUCAUUUUCAUUGAUCAGUCUGUAUUCAGGUGAAGGAGACACAAAUAGCUGAGCCAGGCUCCGGCUGGGGCUGGGGAACUUGGAUGGAGUUGUGCUGUGGGAGACAGUGGGGAAUUGAGGUGUAGCCCAAAGUUCACCCAAUCACACACACACACACACGUGCAUGCAGCAAAUGAAAGGAGCAGCUUUUUAUCUCCCUGGCUCAGGACCCAUCACUGCACCUCCCAGGGGUGUCACCAGCUUCAGCAUCCCCCUCCAUUCGCCCUUGUCCCCUAAACCUUCACAGGGACACAGACCUGAGCCUGCCUGUGCUGGGAGGACCUUUGCCCCAAAACUGAUGAGGUUCAGAAGAAAGUAGCAAUGAUCAAUCUAGCUUAGAAAAGCCAAGCAGUGAGCCAGGUGAAACAGUAAAUGGGGGAUUGUUGUGGCUUAUCAGAAGGUAAAAGGCAGAGAACUUGUUGGUGGAGAUAAGGACAGUUUAAUAACUGAAAUAAAAUGAUAAUAAUGCCAAUUAAUAACUAAUUGUAGUGAAAAGGAAAAUAUCAAAGAGAAAGAAAUAAAACCCAAGAAAGACAAGGAAUGCAAAUGGAAACAGUUGCUCACCACCAGCCUUAUGGAAUGGGAUAUCCCUUGGGACAGUUAUGGUCAGGUGUCCUGCCUGUGUCCC
This is a messenger RNA of Neopsephotus bourkii (Bourke's parrot), 1831 nucleotides long. RefSeq names its product transmembrane 4 L six family member 19 (gene TM4SF19). The coding region runs from base 171 to 881 and encodes 236 amino acids. The record is from RefSeq and is a predicted model, not a curated record. NCBI's taxonomy places the organism in Eukaryota, Metazoa, Chordata, Aves, Psittaciformes, Psittacidae. Gene Ontology annotation, cellular component: membrane. The transcript has 5 exons.